Messenger RNA from Gambusia affinis (western mosquitofish), 6540 nucleotides. RefSeq names its product mitogen-activated protein kinase kinase kinase kinase 3-like. Bases 145 to 3117 code for a protein of 990 amino acids. The record is from RefSeq and is a predicted model, not a curated record. Gene Ontology annotation, molecular function: ATP binding; MAP kinase kinase kinase kinase activity. NCBI's taxonomy places the organism in Eukaryota, Metazoa, Chordata, Actinopteri, Cyprinodontiformes, Poeciliidae. Gene Ontology annotation, biological process: protein phosphorylation. The transcript is spliced from 35 exons.
UGCGCAUGCUCGAAGCGCAGUGGAAGCCAUGUUGGAGCUACAUUGGAUUCGGGCUGGGAUUUUUUGACGCCGUAUGUUUUUCUUAAAAGAAAACCAGUUUUCGUACUUUUGUCGGGGUUCGUCAGCCGCGCGCGAUUGUAAACGAUGAACUCCAGUGUCGACCUGUCCAGGCGGAAUCCGCAGGAGGAUUUUGAGCUGAUCCAGCGGAUAGGAAGCGGCACAUACGGAGAUGUAUACAAGGCUCGUAACGUAAACACAGGGGAGCUGGCUGCUAUCAAAGUCAUCAAACUGGAACCGGGGGAGGACUUUGCUGUCGUCCAGCAGGAGAUCUUAAUGAUGAAGGAUUGUAAACACUCUAACAUCGUUGCCUAUUUUGGCAGCUAUCUCCGAAGGGAUAAAUUAUGGAUCAGCAUGGAGUAUUGUGGAGGUGGUUCUCUGCAGGAUAUAUAUCAUGUAACCGGGCCUCUGUCAGAGUCGCAGAUAGCCUACAUGUCGCGGGAAACCCUGCAGGGUUUAUACUACCUACACAGUAAAGGCAAAAUGCACAGAGAUAUUAAGGGAGCCAACAUCCUCCUGACAGACAACGGCUACGUUAAACUUGCUGAUUUUGGCGUGUCGGCCCAGAUCACAGCCACUCUUGCCAAGAGAAAGUCAUUCAUUGGAACGCCUUACUGGAUGGCUCCGGAGGUGGCAGCAGUGGAAAGGAAGGGGGGCUACAAUCAGCUGUGUGACAUCUGGGCAGUGGGCAUCACUGCAAUUGAGCUGGCAGAACUACAGCCGCCCAUGUUUGACCUGCACCCGAUGAGGGCUCUGUUCUUGAUGACCAAGAGUAACUUCCAGCCUCCGAAGUUGAAAGAUAAACUCAAGUGGACGAAUAACUUCCAUCAUUUUGUGAAACUAGCUCUUACCAAGAACCCAAAGAAGAGGCCUACGGCUGAGAAACUGCUGCAGCACCCGUUCGUCUCCCAGCCUCUCAGCAGGACGCUUGCGAUCGAGCUGCUGGACAAGUCCAACAACCCCGACCACAGCACGUACAACGACUUCGAUGACGAUGAGCCUGAGCCCGAGUCUCCGGUCUCGGUUCCUCAUCGGAUCCGCUCCACCAGCAGGAGCACGAGGGAAGGAAAGACCCUGUCCGAGAUAAACCUCGGACAAGUGAAGUUUGAUCCUCUUCUGAGAAAGGAGACAGAACCUCAUCACGAGCCGUGUGAUUCUGAGCCCUAUCUGGACUGUGUUGAGGAGCUCUACUAUACCGCGAGAUCUAAUCUGGACUUGCAGUUGGAGUAUGGCCAGGAUUCACCAAGUUUUCUGGGAGGAAACAAAAGCCUUCUGAAGUCCGUCGAGGAGGAACUCCAGCAGAGGGGCCAUGUUGCACACUUAGGGGAUGAUGAGGAUGAGGAUGAUGAUGGUGCAGAUGAUGAUGAAACUCACACUCACAAAUCAAGCACUAUCAAGAGGCCAAAGGAGCCACCCCCACUCCCUCCGAAGCCUAAGUCUCUCAGCUCCUCCCAGCACCAGCCUCAACACAAAAACGAUGAUGGCCAAUCGCACAAUGACGACGACGCCGGAGGGGGAACCAUCAAACGGUGCCUGGCCACAGAGACGCCGAGCCCCGCCAAGGCGUCCACCAGCGUCCCCCCGCGACCCCCGCCCCCGAAGCUGCCACCCCACCGCCGCAGCAGCCUAGGUAACGACAGCCCGCAGCGCAAAGACGUGGAAAGCACUGCCCCAGAGGAUGAUGAUGAUGGGAGCUUUAGGCAUUUCUGGGAGUGGCUCCACACGCCUCACACAGAGGAGGAGCUGGAGGAGGCGUGGGAGGUGCUGAAGGAGGUGAAAGAGGAGCAGGAAAAGGAAGAGAGUAAUGGACUGAACUCUCCCCAUAACGGUGAGAGGGAAAGUCCUGGAGAGAGGCAGUCCACCAUGCCCCCUAGCGUCCCCGUACGGAAAGACAAGAAGGAUGUUCCCAAGCCCAUCAGUAACGGUCUUCCUCCAACACCUAAAGUCCAUAUGGGCGCCUGUUUCUCCAAGGUGUUCAAUGGCUGUCCUCUGAAGAUCCACUGUGCCACGUCCUGGAUCAACCCCGACACUAGAGAUCAGUAUUUGAUAUUCGGAGCUGAGGAGGGAAUCUACACGUUAAACCUUAAUGAGCUUCAUGAGACGACGAUGGAGCAGCUCUUCCCUCGGAGGUGUACAUGGUUGUAUGUCAUGAACAGUUGUCUUCUUUCUAUAUCUGGAAAAGCCUCCCAGCUGUACUCCCACAGUCUGUCUGGACUCUUUGAACAGGCCAGACAGCUGCAGAAGCUACCAGUAGCCAUUCCCACACACAAACUCCCUGAUAAGAUUAUCCCAAGGAAGUUUGCCGUUUCCAAUAAGAUUCCAGACACUAAAGGAUGCCAAAAGUGUUGUGUGGUCCGGAACCCGUACACCGGCCAUAAAUACCUGUGUGGAGCCUUCCAGUCCAGUGUCAUGCUGCUGGAGUGGGUGGAGUCCAUGCAGAAGUUCAUGCUCAUCAAGAACAUCGAUUUCCCGUUGCCGUGUCCGUUGGAAGUCUUUGAGAUGCUGGUGGUCCCGGAGCACGUGUACCCUCUGAUCUGCGUAGCGGUCAGCAAAGGAACCGAACUCAACCAGGUGGUCCGGUUCGGCACCGUCAACCCCAAUGCUACCUCCUCCUGGUUCACAGAAGCAGACAUGCCGCAGACAUGUGUGAUCCACGUCACGCAGCUGGAGCGAGACACUAUUCUGGUCUGCCUAGACAGAUGUAUAAAGAUAGUGAACCUCCAGGGCCGGCUAAAAUCCAGCCGGAAGUUGUCCGCUGAACUCACCUUCAACUUCCAGAUCGAAGCUAUAGUUUGUCUUCAGGACAGUGUUCUGGCCUUCUGGAGACACGGCAUGCAAGGUCGAAGUUUCAAGACUAAUGAGAUCACGCAAGAGAUCUGUGACAACACACGCAUCUUCAGACUACUAGGAUCCGACAGACGAGCUGAUGGUAGAGACCCAGACUCUGAGGACAGAGGCCGCUCUCUGCCCAGGGUGGUGGUGUUGGAGAGCCGGCCGACGGACAACCCCACAGCCCACAGCAACCUCUACAUCCUGGCGGGCCACGAGAACAGCUACUGAGUCCCCACCCCCUGACCCUCGCACCGUCGCCGCAGCGCCGCCUAAACACCCGACCGCUACCGCAGACAAGGGAGCGAUGAAACGAGCCGGUAGUCGCUUUCAUCCCAGCACCGCAGCUUAACCCCCUCGCCCGCCUGCUUGGUAACGUGACCGGGAGACUAGGAGAAUUUGUGAAUGCAGAUGUUUGCACCCUUUUAAACUGCAUCCGUGUGUGUGUGUGUAUGUGAAAGGUGUUAGUAGAGGGAGGGACUUCUCUUGGAUUUGUUUAUGUCAAAGCAAAGAGUCUAAACACUCGGCGUGAAGACGCAGAUUCCCACCUUUCCCUGCAAGACUGCACAUGGAGUAUAGAAACAUCCAGAAAACACACCAAUGCUACACUAGUUCUUCUUGUAAUACUACUGCUGUUUGUGCCGAAGCUUCAUAGAAGGGCCAUUUUGCCCCAGAAAUUCACCUCUGACCCCCUUUUUUUCCUUUCCUCCUCCAUUUUUGUUUUUGUUUUAGCUGUCCUUUUAUUUAUUGUGGCAUGGCGUAACUUUACUAACAAGGACGGCUUUCUUCAUUUGUCGUAAAAUGUUUGUGUAAAAGGCCAAAAAACAAAAACAAAAAAAAGAGACCAGACUAAAAACUCUUUUUUUUUUUUGCCACUUUCGCUAACGAUAAAUCCCCAGUACCCGUCACUACACCACACAAGUGCUUAUUAAACCUUUAUUUAAUUCUUUGUAAAUACUUUUUUUUAAUGGCAAAGUCGAAACACUAAAAGAAAAAGUCUGGUUGUGUAUAUAUGUGUGUCAAUAGCUGCUCUGUCGAACCUUGGAGACACAAAUAAGAGUCACAAAAUCUCAAAUUUCUUGUUUUGUUUUUUUUUUUAUGUUUGUUUUGUUUUCAACGUGUGGCGAGGUUCGGUUCUCUUCAGGUGGACGGCUUCAGUAAUCGGACAUUUCCUUGCAAAGAUAUCCCGACGAACACAUGCAGGAUGCGAAUGCUCAUUUUCAUCCUGCACGUAUCAUUUCCUGCCUCAUCACUUGGAGUUCUGCCCCCUUUCAGUUUUUAACGUUGUUUUAUUCAGAAAUAUUUGUCCUUUUUAUUAUUAUUAUUAUUAUUAUUUCCUUUUAUUUUAUUGAACCACUGGUAUUUGAAAUUUGCACAAGACGAAAUGUGUUUCAUAAGCAAAUGCGACGUCAUGAUAGUGUGUGACCGUGUGUGUAUGCACAGUGUGUGCCUGUAGAUGCAGAGUGUGAACAUGGAAGUGUGUGGUGUGCCGGUCUGGUUAUCAGGCUGAGGUCACUUUGAAGGAGCAGCAACAAAUAAAUACAACCCAAUAAAUUAAUAAUUUACACAGAAAUUACUUUGUUAGUUGGUGUAAGGCAACUCGCAUAACCGACAAAGAAAUACGCCCCUCCAUUUUGAUAUUGACCAACCCACACCGUCAACACUCCAACGUGCCACGCCCAAGCACUCUUUUCCGAUUUGUGCUCUUCAGUAGCGUCGAGGUUUCUGAUUAAAAACUACCCACAGCUGAAGUCCGCUCUACUAUUUUUUCCCAGCGUACCUCAUGACUUCCGAUAAACACACGUAAAUUGACGUAAGCGUCGCUUCAGAUGUGUAUUCACUCACAGGCAUGAGCUGGUCACAAGUAUGAUUGCUAUGGUACUUGUGACCAUAUGCAUGUUAUUUUUUUCACGCUGACUGUCAGCUGGCUGAAGAAAGACGUUUUUAAGCCUUUUCUUUGCUUAAAAAAAAUACUAGUCUGUUAAAGAUAUUUCUGGUUUCGAGAAACUGUUAUCGACGUUGGAAGCUAAAGGAGCGCCAUGUUUUCAACUCCAUCCCAAGACAUUUCAAAAUGUUGCAAAAUGUUUAGCUUUGUGAAAUUCUAAUCCUCAUCUAUAUGUCCUAAGAGAGGCACGCAUGAGAUGUAAAAACCUCUUCGUUUAGCUAAUAAACCACUUCCUGCCUCGACAAAGCAGCUGGAAGAGCUCUGCUGCCCCCUGCUGGUGUGUUUCUGAGGCUUACUGUUCCUCAUAGCCGAUGAAACUUGCUGUUUCAACCUUUGGGAGGAGAAAUUCUGGGCAGACGUCAUCUGUGCUGGCAACUAAAUAUGGAUAUGGAUAGAAAUAACAACUACAGAGUGAAGAUUGUCUUUUUUUUACUAGCAGACAAAAUAUAUUUGAAAAAGCUUGAAGUUAAGCAAGUAAAUGAUUUUUGAAAUCCUAUAAAAAGUAAAAGCCCCCAAAAUGAGAGAAAAUAAUCUGUAAUUGCCUUGACAUAUGGGGUUCGUUUAUUAAAGGAAACUUUCCCCAAGUUCCAUUUAAUCACAAUAUUUAGAGAGCUUCUUAUUUUCAGUUAUCUUUUAUUCUGAAAGCAUAAACUCAAGACACUCAUUGAAGAGAUGGAUGCCAAACUUAUUUUAAAUCUAAGUUUAAGCCUCAGUUUAAUUUGCAAAGUUCCUUUUAUAUUAAAACCAUACAUAAACAAACAAUAAAAAAAAAAUGAUUCAAUAACAGUCGCAUUUCUUUUACGUCAGACGAGAUAUGUAUAUAUAUAUUUUUUAAAAUAUCACUUAAACAUGUUCUUAAACCUUGUGGCCAUAUAUAGAUAGUCUACCUCCUGAUUUAUCUUAGAUUUCAGAAGAAAUACAAAGUCCAAUCUCAGCUGGUUUGUGUUGAACAAAUCAUGUCUAAAUCUCUUUAAAUUCUCAAAUAGCUCACAGCACCUACAUAUUGUCUCAUAAUUUAAUUUUUUUUGCCUGAAUUUAUUCUGGUGCACCUGAUUUUUUUAGAAUCGCUCGUGGAUUUUUCUUGACUAAACUGUUUCGGUUGCUUCAUGUUGUUUCUUUUUCCUUUUCAUGACUUUUUACCGUAUGGGGAAAAUGUCCAUCAAGAGUUCAUGUUCGAUGACAUUAUGCUGUUUCCCAACUUCCUCCCUCUCAUAUGCGACCCUUUAAAACCAGGUGAAGUCUUCAAACAGCAUCUGCUCAACCCGAGUCAAGUAUCCUGUAGAAUUAAUCUGUUUUAAGAUGUUUUGGGUACCAGAUGUGUGAAUUUUCUGGAUGAAAGAAGAUCUAAGUGGCAUAAAUAUCAUCGCGAUGGGAUUUUGUUUAGUUGGGAGCGUCACCUGUCUGCUGCUCAUUAGCUGAUCAGUGUUAAGUAUUUCAAGUUUUUCCCCAAACUCCGUUUGAUCCUCGUCUCCUUCCCGAUGUUGAAGGAAAAAAAAAAAAAAAACACAGCAGGUGACGUCUCCUCUGUCGCCGUCGCAUCACUUUUGUCUUUGUUUUCAUAAUGCAAUGCAAACGUUAUAAAGUGUAAAUAGUGUAAAAUAAAAAUGGGUUUGUUUUACAUACUGUAUAAUUGCCUAUAUUUUGUUUCAGAAGUGUAACAGAUUUAUGAGAUGACAGGUUAACACAUUAAAAGGAAGGAGCUGAAGCUU